This is a messenger RNA of Perkinsus marinus ATCC 50983, 891 nucleotides long. RefSeq lists its product as hypothetical. The record is from RefSeq and is a predicted model, not a curated record. NCBI's taxonomy places the organism in Eukaryota, Perkinsozoa, Perkinsida, Perkinsidae. The transcript is spliced from 9 exons. The coding region runs from base 1 to 891 and encodes 296 amino acids.
AUGAAUGAACGGUUCGAUGAUGUAGCAUUCUGUAAGGCAGGUGGUAUGGAUGAUAUGAGUAUAGUCACAGUGGCGGCUAAUGCUGGAUUGAAGUUCGUCAAAAAACACUACGUUAUAUCAUCCAUGUACAUCAUCGGAUUACUGGUGGCGCUUUUUGGUACCGGUUUCCACGUGGACCCAAUCACAGCCGCACGGUAUGGUCAAACCUUGGAACAUAUCGAUGUAGUGCAGGGCCGUCAGUAUAGAUCAGUUAUGCAAAAGUUGGACAGAGCUGAUAGAGAGUACUACAAUAGUAAAGGGUGGUUCUCAUGCAAUGACGAGUGCCAGGCUAAUUACCAGAAGGUUCAAGACUUGAGGGACCAGAAGGCAGUAGUUGAAUCCAAGAUAUACGAUUUACAGCUUGACGCUAAGAAGACGGUGGGUUUAUGGUCAAGCUAUGCUGCACAGGAUAUGAGGAAGGACUUCUGGAAUUCCUGGAAUGCUGGCAAGGACAUGGCGUCUCAUUGGACUCUCUGGGAUGCAUUAUUCAUAGUAGCAGGUGGCGAUUCUAGAGAUGAGACUCUGGUAUCCAUGAUAUUACAGACAGUGUUACAGUACAUCAUGAAUUUAACAGUUGGCCUCAUAGCAGCUAUAGGCGCAUUUGUCACUACUGUACCAGUGGCUAUCGCUUCCUAUGGCCCUGGUCUUAUUGAAGGCGUUGCAUACUUCCUUCUGGUUCUCUGUGCGGCAGCUGCUGUUGUGGUAUCUUUCCUCGGUACCAUUUACGGUGGUAUAGCAGGAAGCGGAUACUACUUGAUAAAGAAGGCGCUAGAUAGAGUGGAAGCAGACCCCCAGCAACAGCGGUAUCGUGAGGUACGGUACGAUGAGCGAUAUCGUCCUCAUUACGAAUAA